Dalotia coriaria is the source of this 3108-nucleotide messenger RNA. It is a transcript of the gene Wdr37, whose product is annotated as WD repeat domain 37. Gene Ontology annotation, molecular function: protein binding. The coding region runs from base 170 to 1615 and encodes 481 amino acids. The transcript is spliced from 8 exons. The record is from RefSeq and is a predicted model, not a curated record. NCBI's taxonomy places the organism in Eukaryota, Metazoa, Arthropoda, Insecta, Coleoptera, Staphylinidae.
CGCGUAUGUUUCGCUGUCAUUCGUUUCGCUCACUUUUGUAAACAUGCAUUUCGUAGACUGGACGCAACAAAUUAAGCGCUACCUUUAAUCAGCAAACAGUGCGCGUGUAAUUAGCGCUAGACUCGCACGAGCGAGAGUAGCCUUGUGACCCAAGCGCGCUGCUGUGACAAUGUCAGUCAGCCACAUAACGCCGAGCGGCAAGGGGCAAGGCCAGAAGGGCAAACGCAACUCGAUGACCCGGCCACAGAGCGCCACCAAUGAUGGAGACAUCUUCAUUGGCUUCCGGGUGGACUAUGACAAUGAUGGUGUCACACCAGCCUACAAAACCAGACUGUUGAGUUUGUUCAAGCAGAUUGAGAAAGAGUUUGAUAUCUUAUACAAAGAAAAUCAAAGCUUACAUGAAAGAAUCGAGCAGUUAAAUGAAAAGUUUGAUGGUUGUGCCAUUGACAAAGUUACAACUUAUGACAGUGUGGACUUUGACAACAAUUAUCCACAGAAAAUCAACAAAAAGUUGAGCACCACAUCAACACAGAAUUUAAAAGCAGCGCAUAAAUUAAAAGCUCAAACGAGUAAAAUCGUGUCGAGUUUUAAAACGCCGCAUUUAAAUUGCAACUUAAUCAGAGAAUACAAGGGUCAUAAAGAUGGCGUCUGGGAAGUUUCAGUCGCGCGGCCUGGUCAACCCAUCAUUGGUACUGCAUCAGCAGAUCAUACUGCAUGUGUGUGGAGCACUGAUAACAACAGAUGUUUACUGCAGUACCAUGGGCACAACGGCUCAGUUAACUCAAUUCGUUUUCAUCCUAUGAAAGAUUUAGUGUUAACUGCGAGUGGAGAUGGUUCAGCACAUAUUUGGCAAGCUGUUGUGAAUUGGGAUUUGCCUAAAGGAUAUUCAUCCGAAGAAGAAUUAGAAGGUGAUGAAUGUGAAGAUCGUGUAGAUGCGCGUGUUUCCACCCUUAGGACACCAGUGCGUGAAUUAGGAGGCCAUGUCGGUGCGAUUGCAGCAGCCGAAUGGCUUUCAGGUGCUGAGCAGAUAAUAACUGCGUCGUGGGAUAGAUUAGCGAUUUUACAUGACGUUGAAGUCGGUUCGACCGUGAUCACCUUGACUGGUCAUGAUUUGGAAUUGACGCACACGGCGACGCACGGGGCACAAAAACUGGCGUUGACCUCGUCGCGCGACACCACCUUCCGGUUGUGGGAUUUCAGAGAUAACGUACAUUCGGUUUCCGUCUUCCAAGGACACACUGAGAGUGUGACUUCGGCUGUUUUCGCUCGUGACGACAAAGUCGUAUCGAGUUCGGAUGACCGCAGCGUAAAAGUUUGGGAUUUACGCAAUAUGCGUUCCCCAGUAGCGACAAUCCGCGUUGACUCUGCUGUUAACCGAGUUUCAGUCUCUCAGAAUGGUAUAAUUGCCAUACCUCAUGAUAAUCGUCAGGUGCGACUGUUUGAUCUCACUGGUCAAAGACUAGCACGUCUGCCACGUAGUUCACGGCAGGGUCACAGCCGUAUGGUGGCUGCAACCGCGUGGGCGGAUGAAAGUCUCGGCGGUGUUAAUCUUUUCAGCUGUGGGUUUGAUCGACGCGUGCUAGGCUGGUCGAUUCAAUCACUAAAGGAUUUGUAAGUACAGGUAUCCCAGAAACCACUCGCGUGGUGGGACAUGUGAUGGCGUAAAAAACUUUUCAAAUUGUUUAAAAUGUUAAAACACAUUUGAAAAGUUUUUCGACACGCGGUGUUAACAUGGGCGACCCUUCUCUCUUAUUAUAUACUUAUCAAGUCCUUUUUAAAGCUACAAAGAAAAUCCGGAGUGGGCGAAGCGUAGUUUCGGACCUGUGUGCGUGCACUCGGAUAUUUUUAACGUGCUGAGAACCAAGGCGAUGAAUCUAGGGAAUUAACCUCGAAACUUAAGCGAAGUUGUACAUAGAAAAAAAAAUGGCGGCGAUCGUGGUGUUUGUUUGCGUACGACGCGUUACACGGAAAGUGGUUUAUUUCGUAGUUACUCUUUAAAAUAAAUGUUUACCGUUUACCAUUUCGGUGUCGUAGGUAAUCUUUUCUAAAUGCGGGACUGAACAAAAUACUAAAUACUGAAAUAUUUAAAACUAUUUAAACAUAGAUGAUAUUUUAAUGUGCGAUUUGCAUUUACUUUUUGUUGUGCUGUUGAUUGUGUUAUUUAUUUUGUUGAGGAGAUGUGCUCAAGGGUAAAUUUAAGAGUUUAGGCGACAAUGGGUUUAUCAUGUUUUUGCUUCGAAAUUACUUAUGUGAACCUCAAUUUUUGUGGAAAUGUUGUAACUCUUAUGAAAAUCAUUUAUUUGGUGUUAAUGAUGACAAAAUAUUGGUAAUCCUAACAUGGCCUAACCUCUUUGUUUAUAAUAAUUCUUAAAAACCGCAGGAUAAUCAUUCUAUGAACAUUUUGUAGGUGUUUUUGAGGUUAUGUUUGCACUCUUUAACAAUACCUGCACUUCUCUUUAUGGUUGGUAAAUUUCUGUCGUUCAAAACGAUAACCAAUAUAAAAAUAUCGCGAAAACACCUUCUUGAAAUGUUCUGAAAAAUGAUUACAAUUGACUUUGGAUAAAUUUGCUUAUAGUUGUAGAUGUUCCCCUCGAAAAUCUCAAAACAUUAUAUUACAUACACUAACUGAACUUAACUAUAACUGAAAAUUGUAUCAAAUAGCACACCGAACCGAUGGACUUAUUGUUCGUAUCAGCAGAAUGUGACACUGUCUAAAUUUCUAGUCAAUAGCUGGUUGUUUAUUGAAUAGUUGGUUAAAAUUAUAAUUCUAAUCAUCAUAUCAUGAUUAUUACACAAUUUUAUUGUAUAUGUGAGGAAAACACGUUCAUAUCAUGCAUUAAUUAAGACGAAAUUUAAACGGCGACGCGAAUUGGAUCGAAUUUAUUGUUAAUUGCUUACUUAAGAAGUUUAUAGACUUUAAAAAAGGAAAAAACAAACUUAUAACACGCUAAAGAUUUUAUAUAAUUGCUCAUGAUGGUGCUGUAUUUGUGAAAUCAGUUGAAUCAUGCAAAUAUUAUUUGAAUUUUAUAUGUUUCCUCAAUGUGUUUAUUUGUUGGAGGUUACUUUAUGAAAAAUAAUAAUAUAUGAAAUCAUACGAUACGAUAUAAA